Messenger RNA from Hemibagrus wyckioides, 3282 nucleotides. It is a transcript of the gene relb, whose product is annotated as v-rel avian reticuloendotheliosis viral oncogene homolog B. Gene Ontology annotation, molecular function: RNA polymerase II cis-regulatory region sequence-specific DNA binding; DNA-binding transcription factor activity, RNA polymerase II-specific. The record is from RefSeq and is a predicted model, not a curated record. NCBI's taxonomy places the organism in Eukaryota, Metazoa, Chordata, Actinopteri, Siluriformes, Bagridae. Bases 1045 to 2511 code for a protein of 488 amino acids. Gene Ontology annotation, biological process: response to cytokine; canonical NF-kappaB signal transduction; inflammatory response. Gene Ontology annotation, cellular component: cytoplasm. The transcript is spliced from 9 exons.
ACACUAUACUUUAAAAUCCUUUCUGUUUGCUCGGUAAAUCAAGGCUAAUGCACCGUUUGUCAGUGAAGCAAAUCAAGGGGUCUGUUUUUUUUGUUGUUGUUUUAAAUGUAGUUCAGUGGUUUGUUGUUGAGUUCUUGCAUUUAUUGUCCUGUUUCUUCUUAUUUCACCUAAAACUCUAUCAGAAAUUGAGUCGGCUUAUAAAUAACCUCAAACCAUUCAGGAAUUGAGAGCUUUUUAAUAAAUAAACAAAAUAUAAUCAUAGAAAGGUUCUGAAAUAAUCAUGUAUUAAGGGGUCCAUUAAAGGGGUAUGUUCUUACAAAGAGCUUGAGAACACUUUACUUAAUAUGUGUAAAUAUUAGUAAGGUAUAGUGGACCACGGAUGACCCCAUAACACCAUUGCUGUUCUACCUGGACAGCCUUUUUUUUUGCUUUGCAGUUUUCUCUAAGCUUUUUAUAAGAAGAGCUAUCAGACAAAUUACAAUGUGCUGUUUUCUAUGUGUCUAUGCAAAUGACAAACAAAAGACUUUGGCAGAUCCUUGGAACGGGGGCUGAGUACGAAAAAACCACAGUGGUGCAUGAGAGAAGUGGAAAAAAAGAGAGAACAGUUUACAAUUGAAUAUGAAGCCUCUUUUUUAAAGUUUCAGGCCCUUUAUUUCCAUGGUAAAGUCUGAGAUGUGAUGGCAGGGAAAAAUCUCUAAGUCUUUUUCACUAAGGAACGUUUUCGGAGAGUCGACUAGAGUUGUAAUCUGACUCCAUGUGUCAGUUGACGAUCUCUGCCUCAUGUGCGCCUCUCCUGGCAGGGCACACAUGUAACUGCCCCUCCUCUCUUCGUUCUCAUUGGCCGCUAAAUCCUUCUACAUGAGUUUCCUGUUUCUUCACUGUGCUCCUCCUGGCUCUUGUUAGCUGCUCUUUGUGCAGGCCAUCUGCGUUCUUCCUCAGGCACGUCUAGACGUUUUCUCUCUUUCUCAUGCUGAACCGUUGCUCUCUCAGCCGCCUGACCCUAACAAACCGUUGCCUUCGGUUUUCUAGCUACAGAAUUUUGAAAUGUUCCCUUCAGCCAACACAUCAGCGCUUCCAUCAACUCGUGGCUCCAGAGGCCAACGGCGUGCUACAGCUUCAGCGGGGGCACAGAACCACCUGCGUUCUCAGCAUAUAGGUACAGAACAGCUGGAGCAGCUGCUGGAGAAACCAGAAUUGGUGGUGGUGGAACAGCCCAAGGAACGUGGCAUGAGGUUCCGCUAUGAGUGUGAGGGCCGAUCGGCUGGCAGCAUCCUGGGAGCCUCAAGCACUGACGUAAAGAAGACGCUACCUGCCAUUGAGCUUCAAGGCCCAAUUGAAAGAAUAAAAAAUGUGACAGUCACAGUGUCGCUUGUGACAAAGGAUCUCCCUCAUCGCCCACACCCGCACUGCUUGGUUGGAAAAGACUGUUCAGAUGGUAUUUGUGUGAUCAGCUUCAACCCCCACAACACACGGCGCCACAGUUUUGUGAAUUUAGGUAUCCAGUGUGUUCGGAGGAAGGAAUUAGAUACUUCCCUGUUGAAGAGGAAGAAGAAAAACAUCGAUCCAUUCAGCACUGGCCACUCGAAGAGUAUUGAGGACAUAGACAUGAAUGUUGUUAGGUUAUGCUUCCAGUGUGAGCUGGAGAAAGAAGACGGGGACAGGAUCCAUCUCUACCCUGUGGUCUCUAACCCCAUUUACGACAAAAAAGCUACCACAACUGCAGAGCUGAAAAUCAACAGGCUGAACAUUGUGCAAGGUCCCUGUACAGGCAAGACCGAGAUCUACAUGCUCUGUGACAAAGUGCAAAAAGAUGACAUCGAGAUCAUCUUCGGUUUCGGAAACUGGGAGGCCAAGGCCGAGUUUGCGCAGACCGAUGUCCAUCGGCAGAUAGCCAUCGUCUUCAAGUCGCCACCGUAUCAGGAGCAGGAUAUCACUGACGCAGUUGAGGUCAACGUGUCUCUCCGUCGCAUUUCAGACCGCAUGUACAGUGAGCCAGUGAAGUUCACCUACCUGCCUUACAAUCCAGAUCCAUAUGAGGUCAAGAGGAAGCGCAAACUAAAAUCCGACAAGUUCAGCGAGGACUGUGCUGUCGGCGCAGAUACGAUGAUUAGCACACCAGGUCCAGCACAGCAGUUUGACACGUUCUGUGUUGAAGGAUCUGACUGCGGGAUUCCGGCCCAGGAGGAAACCCAGGCCACGUUCCCUGGGGUCAUGGAUGAGAUUCACUAUGCAGAAAGUGAUCUCCGUUCAGACGACCCGUGUGUCAACCUGGACCCAGAGACAGUUACCAACCUGCUGUACAGCAUUAAUGAGUGCCUGGGAACCCCGAACUUUCUCCAGCUGUUGAACAGCCAAGAUAUCAAUUCCAUCGUUACAGAUACAAACCUGAAUCACCCGGAAGCUGGUCAGCCUCCGAUUUCUUUCCUCGUUGACUCAUUUUACAGCCCAGACCUUCCACAGGACUUGCAGGACAUUUUCUUACGUCAGGUCAAAACUGAAGAUGACUCAUGAAGGCCUCAGUAGAUGCUUGUAAUAGUAGAGAAGUAGAGAGAUGAUCUUGCUUUCAUUAGUGGAAAAUAAGGAUUGGAGUCUGUACUCCUGAAGUGUGCAUGUAGGUUUAGGUUCACACUGGAUGCCAUGUGCUUGUCCUAGAGGGCUCUCAGAAUGACCAUUGAACCAUUUGGAAUUCGAGGACAAGUCUGAAAAUGUGCUAUGUGAGAGAGCACUGUAAAAUGCCGACUCAGACCUUUGGAGUGUUUGUGUAGUGUCUAGUGAGCAUAUGACCUUUAAGUACUCUAGCCCAAAAUAAAAGAUGCUGUUUGAAUGCUUUUUUAGGUGUAAUUGUCAAAUAGGCCGUUAGUGGAUUACACAAGCUUCGUAUUAUUAACCUGUCUAGAUCACCAGAACACAACCAUCAUCUGUAUAUACUCACAAAUUAUCAUGUCUAAAAAAACAAAAACAAAAACCAAACAACAGUGGGCCUGUUUUUGGACUAAUAUGUGUCCAUGUCUUUUGCUUGGAAGAAUAUCAAGUAAUAGCAUUAAAUGGGAUAACGAUAUUCAUUUUAAGGUGGACAUUCUGUGAAAUGAAUACAAAAAAAAUGUUUGUAAAUUUUGUAAACAAAAAACGUAUUGAAUGACGUAGCAGAUUGGGAACAGAAGGAUUCAUUCGUAUGCCUCUAUAUACAUAAUUCUGCUUGCAAGUAUAUUUUAAUGUAAAUAAUGCUUCUGGUUGGAAAAUAUUCUCUGUGUGUCUUGUAUUAAAGGCUUGGUUUAGAUCCUU